GGAAGGUUAAACUUUCCAUAAUGUCCAGCGUGGCAGCUCUUACAACAAAUGCCUUUGCCUCCCGCAGCGACUGAGAGGAAGUGAUCCCGUCCCUGGAUCCUUUUAUAAUAAGCAGCUUUUACAUUGGAUCCUGGAUAUCUGUUCCCAGUCUUGUGGAUAGCGGAUCCCAAGGCCGACAUGGAUUUCACAAUGGGGGACUCUCUGGGUUGGAAUCCUGAUUUCCCAAUCUCCGAUCCCAAGGGGACCAUGAGAGACCUCAAUGAGAGACUGGCUGAUUUUAUGAAACACUGCUACGACCUAGAAGAGUCAAAUCGCAUGUUGCAAAGGAAGAUUGAAGAACGAGUGAAAAAAUUUGCCCCCGUGGGGUAUGACUGGCAGAAAAAGGAGAAAGAGAGCAACGACCUCCUACAGUCAAUUAGAGACACCAUUAUGCAAAAUGCUACGAUCUCUCUAGACAUCGACAAUAACCUCAUGGACCUCACGCUACUUAAGGAAAGGCGCUAUCAUGAGCAAUAUGAGCACAAAGACAUUUUAUACAAAAAGAAACUUGUGGAGUCGGUGUUUGUGGAAAUCAACCUUUCCGUGGGAGACGUAGAACUGGCAAUAAAGGACAAGAUGGCUGAACUGAGAGACUUACAGCUGAGUCACCAAGAAGCAGUCCAGGCUGUGCAGCAGUUAAUUCACCCUAUCGAUGAGAUUCAGUUUGCCGUGGUGGAGGAUGGGAGCAGGAUGGAACUGUCCCAGCUCCUCAAUGAGAUCAGGACACACUAUGAAUCGCUCAUCAGCAGCACUCACGUACCCAACGACCUUCCAACCAGCACCCAGCUAGAAGAAGAAGCACAGAAGAGAAUGGAGAAGGAAGAAGAGGAGCUGAGAGAAGCCAGAGCCAACCUCAAUGAAGCCAGGAGACAGUGGAAAAACCUCCAAGCAGAGAUUGACACUCUCCAAGCUUUGGAAAGGAGCCUGAAGUACACCCUGCACGCUACCAAGCAGCAGCACCAGAAGCAACUGAAGGAUCUGGCUGCCGUGAUUGCUGAUUUGGAGCAAGAGCUGAAGGAGGUGAGGCAAGGGAUCCGCAUCCAACUCCAGAAGCACAAGGUGCUCCUCAAUACCAACAUGAAGCUGGAGCAUGAGAUCUCUGCCUAUCGAACCCUACUGGAGAGAGAAGAAAUGAGGUUGAUUGGCACCGAUACUGGGAAAUUUCAAGAGCAAAAACCAUCCACAAGCAGAAUAGCCUUUGCCUUUCCUCCGGGUACUAGUUGGGAUUCGGAGACGGAUGCUGAGCAGGAGGCUUCACAGAAUCAGAGUGAAACGUGCAUUGAGGAGUCUGGGAGCUGGUUCAGCGAGGAUGAUGAAAGCUCAAGUGUCGAUAAGAUUGCUGAGAGCGACAAUGAAUCCAAACCAAAGUGGCCGCUAUUUAACGGGAAAAUCGAGGAAGAAGGUUUAGAAGCAAGCGGAACGGUUCAAACGGAGAAAGUGGACAAAGUCAUUAAGGAAUGGGAGGGAUCGUUCUUCAAAGAUAACCCCAAACUGAGGAAGAAAUCGGUGUCCCUGAGAUUUGACCUUCACUUGGCUGCGGCUGACGAGAAAAGACCUCAAGCCAAAGAGGUCAAUUUAAAAGACAUAGAAGUCCGGUUGAUAAUGAGACGCUCGUGUAGCAUUCCUACUAUGAGCCCGUGAGAUGCUUCCAACGAAUCCAAAGAUAACGGACAAAAUGGAUUUUGUGUUUAAGUGCAUCGAUACUACGACAAGAUGAAAGGAGCUAUGUUUGUUCCUGCAACAAAAACUUAGGUGAUACUAUACAUGUUACACUAUAUAAAAAGAAAAGGAAAAUGCGUAGGUUUAUGGUUAUUGGUCAGCAUCCUCCAUUUUAUACUUCCUUCUCCCACAGCCCCCUCUUGUUGUUUGUCCACUCCGACAACAAAGUUGGGGAAAUAUAAUCCUACUAUUAACGUCCUAUAGUUCUCCACUAGUGGUAAGUAAGGGGGGUAAGAUAAACAGCUCCAGGCAAAUAAAACGUGUUAUUGACUCCAUCAAAACCCAUUCAACUUAUGUUGAAUAUUAUAGCUUAAACCAGUUAUCCAGGGGCACCAUAUGCACCCCAACCCCUUGGAUGUUGCUCCCGGUGGCCUAAAAGCAGGGGCUUAUUUUUGAAUUCCUGGCUUGGAGGCAAGUUUUGGUUUUAUAAAAACCAGCUGAACUGGCAAACAGAGCCUCCGGUACGUUGCCAGUCCAUAUGCCAAAUAUCAAAUAGCCAACAACAGCGCUUGUUUGGAACCCCCAGGAACCAUUUUCUUGCUUGUGUUGCUCCCCAAGUCUUUUUACAUUUGGCUCACUGUUAAAUAAAUAAGGCUGGAGGCCUUCUUUGAAGAAGAACCUAUCACAACAGACGAGGACCUUGAUCUGCUAUCUACAGGCAAACAGAUGUUCCCUUUAGAGCAAAGCAUCCAAUACAAAUGAUUUUUCUUUACUUGCUCAAUGAUAUGUGAGAGAUAGUUACCGGGUAAGGUUGUGUUUGUGCUUGGAAAUGACUCCAACAUGGAGUCUCCUUUCAUAUGUGAAUCAUGGAGCUAUGAGCUUUGGGGCCAAGGGUAUAACUAGGAGGUAUAGGGCUCCCAAUGGGGCACUGGCUCAAAAGCAAUUUCAAUAGGUUAAUAAAAAAUGCCUUAUCCCCCAAUAUUUAGGGUUACACCAUUGUUUGGGGCA
Messenger RNA from Xenopus tropicalis (tropical clawed frog), 2706 nucleotides. NCBI's taxonomy places the organism in Eukaryota, Metazoa, Chordata, Amphibia, Anura, Pipidae. The record is from RefSeq and is a predicted model, not a curated record.